AUGCGGGCUUCGUCUCUCUUUCCAGGGAGGAGGAGGCCGCGGGAUUCACUGCGAGGGCCCGGGUUACUGGCAGCCACAGAGGAAGAAGGAGUCGAACGCCCGUCCGGCGUGCAGAACUUUAAUGUCUACAAUCUGACUGAAAUAAAUAAAAGUCACAUCCUGAAUUCAAGUAUUGUUCUUUCAGCUCUCUUGCUAGGAUCUGUAGAGCCGUUAAACUGUUCAGAACCAACAACAAAGUCUCUCCUUAAUGCCAUGAAAGAGGAAGUCAUCAGCUACAGCGAGGCAAGGCCGGUUAUAAGUCUGAAAACUCCCACCAACGUCAGUGUGGAUUUGACUCUUUAUGGCAUUUUAGGAGUGAAUGAAAAAUCACAGGUGUUGGAAACUUAUCUGUGGGUGAGGACGAGGUGGCAGAUUGAAGGUUUGAGCUGGGAACCUGAUGAGUGUGGAACAAAAAAGAUCUCACUACCAAGAGAGAAGAUAUGGGUUCCAGACAUUGUCAUUAACGAAUUCAUGGAUGAAAACCGAGCACCAGACACAUACUACGUCUAUGUCACCUCGACUGGUGAAGUUAUGGAUGGACGGCCGAUUCAUGUGAUCAGCUCAUGCAAACUGGACAUCUACACCUUUCCAUUUGAUUUCCAAAACUGCUCAUACACUUUCAACUCUUACAAACACUCUCGUGAUGAUGUUCAGUUGUUCUUCUUUCUGUCAGCGAAGCAGAUAUUCAAGCAGUCUCUUGAAGCAAUGACAACUAAAGGAGAGUGGGAGCUGAUUGACUUGCUGACAGAAAAACCUGUACAGCUCUAUCUGGAAGGAGGAUGGGAUAACCUCAUUGUUUAUAUUGUCUUGAGACGUCGAGCUACACUGUAUGUGGUGAACCUCCUGAUUCCCAGCAGCCUUCUCCUUUCUUUGGAUCUCUUCAGCUUCCUCCUGCCUCUUCAAAGUGUGGACCGUGCUUCCUUCAAAAUGACACUCAUCCUGGGUUACACCGUCUUCCUGCUGCUAAUGAAUGACCUGCUGCCUGUCACAGGAAACAACUUACCUCUUAUCAAUGUGUUUUUCUCUCUCUGCAUGGCCUUGAUGGUAGCAAGUCUACUUGAGACUGUCAUCAUCACCAAUAUCUUGUGUGGUUCCCGUGACUUUCCUCCCUUACCUAAGUGGCUCAGGAUUCUGGUCCUGAAAUAUCUGGCUCAGCUUGCUUGUAUGAAGAAAUCUUGUGAAGAAAACUGUGAUGCAAACAGAUCUAAGAACACUUUCUACAAAAACACCAUGACUGAUAUUCCAAACAAAGGACAAGUUAGUGCAAGUCCAGUGAGUGUCUGGGAACAAUGUCUAGAGGAAAUGAAGAAGAUGAGUAAAGAUUUAUUGGCCAUCCGCCACCAAAUUGAAGAGCACUUUAGUAAUGACAACAGCACCAAUGAAUGGUUCAUGUUUGGUCAGGUCAUUGACCGUGUGCUCUUUAUACUGUAUACUAUCUUUAUCGUUGUGAGUUUAAGCACAAUUAUGGUUCUGUGGUUGCACUCGUACAGUCUAGACAAAAAGUCGUAGUAUAUUAUUGCCUGCUCUGUGAACUGAAGACACCACAUGUAUGAUGAGGUCAAUGGAGCCCAGAUUUAUUCCUGAUUUAAUGCAAGGGAUCAUCAACAAAAUACUCUUUAUAGGAGCUUUAAGUGUCCCAAUACUUUAUGAUUUCAUAGAAUUAUGUGACUUUUUUUUUUGCUCUAGAAUUUGAAUAUAUAUAUAAAAACUUAGUAAAUUAAAACUGAAUAUGACUGAAAUCUGUAAACUGAA
This is a messenger RNA of Rhinichthys klamathensis goyatoka, 1791 nucleotides long. RefSeq names its product 5-hydroxytryptamine receptor 3A. Gene Ontology annotation, cellular component: synapse; postsynaptic membrane; neuron projection. NCBI's taxonomy places the organism in Eukaryota, Metazoa, Chordata, Actinopteri, Cypriniformes, Leuciscidae. The coding region runs from base 1 to 1548 and encodes 515 amino acids. Gene Ontology annotation, molecular function: extracellular ligand-gated monoatomic ion channel activity; neurotransmitter receptor activity; transmembrane signaling receptor activity. Gene Ontology annotation, biological process: monoatomic ion transmembrane transport; nervous system process; signal transduction. The record is from RefSeq and is a predicted model, not a curated record. The transcript is spliced from 9 exons.